AUGGAACCCUCAUUCUCAUCGUCUUCGUCAUCCCAAUCCCAAUCUCCAAACCCUCCUCUGCUUCUCCUAGCCAUGUCUUCCUCCGCCCUCCUCCACCGCCACCAGCGCCGCCGCGUUUCCCCUUCAGCCACCGCCCUCCCUUUCAGCUCCUCUGUACAGAAGGUGAUCGGCAACGAUGAUCUUCUGAAUCAGAUCCUCGUUCGAUUACCGGCGAAGCCUCUGUUUUCCUUCAAGGCCGUGUCGCACAGAUGGCUAUCUCUGAUCUCGGAUCCUUACGUGAUGCGUGAUUGGAUUGCUCCGAAAUCUCCUUCUGCGUUCUACUACCGAAGGUACAACUCUGUCACUUCACACACUAUCAAAUUCAAUCAUGUUUCUCUCAAUGUGUUAGAAAAUAAAAAGAAGAAGAAGCUUCGGUCAUUUAGCUUCAUCAAUGAUCCUGAAGGUGUGAAAAUCUGUCAGUCCUGUAAUGGUUUGUUGCUUUGCUCUUCAUCUAGUUACUCUUUGGAUUAUGUUGAUACUAAAUACUAUGUUCUGAACCCCACCACAAAGAAGUAUUCGAUUAUUCCUAGGCCGGUUAAUGGGGAUGAGAGAAACUUUGUUGUUUCUAUGACCUUGAUUUUUGAUCCCUCUGUUUCACCUGACUACAACAUACUUGCUGUCCGUGCCAGACAAUGGGGCGGGGUCGAUUUUUGUGUUGCCUUGUAUUCCUCCUCCACUCGAACUUGGGUGUUUUCCGGAUCAUCAUUUACUUACCUGUCGAGUAUAAUAUUUGAAAAUGGCGUCUUCCUUGAUGGGAAGAUUUAUUGGCCUACUUGUCUCUCCGAGAUAUCAAUCUAUUAUGAUUGUAUUGGACAUGAAUUCGUCCCAUAUCCGAUGCCUCAUGAUCGACUCACAAAGGAGCUACUGCAUUUUGGGGAGUUUGGAGGCCAUCUACAAUUAGUUGAAUUCCAUGAUGAUUGCAUUCGUUAUUUUCAAGUGUUGGAAUUGAAGGCUGACUGUUCCAAGUGGUUUGUGAAACACCGGAUUGAUCUUCACCUGGGUGUAGUGGAUUUUCCGGAGAUGUAUAGUAAGCACCCUGGCCGGGGUUGUAUGACUUAUAAAUACAACAUGCUUUGCUUCCUUGGAGGAGACGAUGAAGGGGAUUCGUGUUUGGUCUUCUACGUACCUCGCAAAGUCAUAGCCUAUUCCUUCAAGGACAAGAUUUUCAAGAAGCUUUGCGAUUUGAAGCUGCGCCCUUGUGAUUUUCAGAGUCUACGACUUUCUCCGUGGUUUGCUGUCCAUUCAUGCGUGGAGACCAUAUAUAAUGUAUGA
Molecule: messenger RNA, 1311 nt
Organism: Camellia sinensis
Lineage: Eukaryota; Viridiplantae; Streptophyta; Magnoliopsida; Ericales; Theaceae
Product: F-box protein At5g07610-like
Molecular function (GO): protein binding
Source: RefSeq, a predicted model, not a curated record